Molecule: messenger RNA, 1995 nt
Organism: Malus domestica (apple)
Lineage: Eukaryota; Viridiplantae; Streptophyta; Magnoliopsida; Rosales; Rosaceae
Product: BTB/POZ domain-containing protein At2g24240
Biological process (GO): protein homooligomerization
Molecular function (GO): protein binding
Source: RefSeq, a predicted model, not a curated record
GACCAACCGGCAACUGCAAACCAAAGAGAGAGAGAACAUGGGCAAAGCAGCAUAAAAGAAAAGGAGUCAUUUUUUUUUUCAAAUCCAAACGCUCCAAUUCAUCAAUUCCACCUCACCAAAUCCCAACAAUUCAAAAACCCACGCCUCAGAAUCCUCCAAUCUUCAAAACCCGCAUCUCAUUUCCUCAAAACUCGAUCAAAUUCCCCUGCUUUCCCAUGCAGUUCUGUUUUCAAAUUCCCUCUUUUGCUUCUUAAUCCUCUCUCUCUCUCUCUCUCUCUCUCUCUCUCUCUCUCUCUCUCUCUCUCUCAUAUCAUUGUUCUUCAAUCCUGUUCUUUUCACCAGAAUUUCAAAUAAUCCAAAUAAUCAAGAAUCCUAUAAUUUUCUUCAAAUUUCUCGGAAACGAACUUAAUUCAAUCCGAAAGCUUUCUGAAAUCCAAUCAUGGGAAUUCAGAAGGACAGGGUUCGAUUCAACGUCGGAGGCAGAAUCUUCGAAACAACCGCCACGACACUCGCAAACGCCGGCCGCAAUUCGGUGUUCGGAGCGAUGUUCGACGAGGACUGGAAUCUCCAAUCCGACAAUACCAACGAAUACUUCAUUGAUCGCAACCCCGAUUGCUUCGCCGUCCUCCUCGAUCUUCUCCGAACCCAAGAGCUCUGCAUCCCGGCCACCAUGUCCGAAAAGCUUCUCUACAGGGAAGCCUUGUAUUACGGCCUCCUCGACCACGUCCGAUCAGCCAAGUGGGGCCCAUUUGAUGGCAACAGGCUGUGGCUUUCCCGGACAGUAGCCGGACAAGCUCCGGGCGACGGCACGGCGAUUCGUGCUGGCCCGGAUGGCGGUUGCUGCGUCGCCCACGGCUCGAUGGUCCAUGUGUAUGAUUGGAUGGUGGAAGAGCACCCGCCAAUCAACCUUGACUACCAGAGAGUCAAUGAUGUUGGUUGGGUCGACUCGGAGAGCAUUGUGAUCAGCGUUUGUGAGCGGCUCGGCCGCGGAGACGGUGGAAUGGGGCUGUUCAGCUCGUCGAACGGCGAGCUCAGGUACAAAUUUCAAGUUAGUCAUGAGAAUCAAGUUAAGAGCUUUACUGCCGGAGCUUUGAGUUUUGGUUCCGACUACAAGAUUUUUUCGAGCUGCAAAGGUCGGAGCAAUGAGUACGGCGUUGGUGUUUGGGAUCAAAUGACCGGAAAGCAGACCGAUUUCUUCUACGAACCGCCCGGCUGGUCGCUCGGCGAUGCUGACAAGCUGCAAUGGCUACAUGGGAGCAACUGUUUGUUGGUCGCAACGUUGUUUCCUAGAAAGGACAACUGUUACAUAAGUUUGUUGGAUUUCAGGGAGAAGAAGAUGGUCUGGUCGUGGUCUGAUAUUGGAGCUCCGAUCACCGUGGACGAGAAGAGGGUGAGAGAUGCGAUUGCAAUGGAGGACAGCAACUCGAUUUGCGUGGUGAACGAGUAUGAAGAUUUGGGGUUCAUCGACAUCAGAAACUCCGGCGGAAGCGUGCGGUGGAGCUCGAGGAGCAGGCUCAUGAAGGGGAAAAUGCCUGAUGAGCCUUGCUACCCUAAGCUGGCAUUGCAUGAGGGGCAGCUCUUUUCGUCCAUGAACGAUUCAAUUUCGGUGUUUUGUGGUCCUGAAUGGGUUUUAACGUCCAGGCUCCGGCGAAGCUAUGGAGGUUCGAUUUGUGACUUCUCGAUAGGUGGGGAUCGGCUUUUUGCUCUUCACAGCGAGGAAAAUGUGUUUGACAUAUGGGAGACUCCACCUCCUCCGAUCAUAUGAUUCGCCUUACGAUUCCUGAUGUUUUGAAGAUCGCGUUUUUCAUAGGUUUUUCUGUACUGUUAGAUUGUAGGAGAUGGAGAGUUGCAGCAUUACUUAUGUAGGUUUAGGAAAUUUAGAGAUACUUCAGAGUUCUGAAGAUUGUAUAGGGUUUGCUGAGCUCACCACAAACAAUCAAAGUGUUUGCUUUACCUACUAUUAACCGAAUGAAAUCGAUUGCUUAACCGCCAUAA